Diatraea saccharalis (sugarcane borer) is the source of this 3012-nucleotide messenger RNA. NCBI's taxonomy places the organism in Eukaryota, Metazoa, Arthropoda, Insecta, Lepidoptera, Crambidae. The record is from the annotation of a GenBank genome assembly.
UUACCUCUACUUUGUUUUUUAUCGAGUCAGGUGAAGAGUCAUCGCUCUCGAGUCGACUUUAUCUAAUAAUUACUAUUUUAACACAGGAAUCGACGAUGGAAACCGUAAAUUCAAUGGGACGAGUGGGAAACGAGGAGCAGCAACAUGGGGAAGAACCGAUGGCCGAAGCUCUGCAGCUGGUAAAAAAUGAAGAAAGGCCAGAGCCGGAGCCCCCGCAUGAAGUUCAGGCUGGCACCGAGCACGCGGGGGACGGAGGCGGCGGCGGCAGGGAACCCUCGCCGCAUGCGCACGCACAUGCGCACUCACACUCCGUCAUCACGUCGCGGCGAUCGAUGCGCACCAUCACCGCUGCCGGACACAUCACCGAGACGACGGAGCUAACCGAUGACGGCGUCAAGGACGAGCCGCCCGAACCACAGCAACUGGAACACGAGCCGCAGCAAAUGCAACAGUACCAGCCCAAAUUAGAGGACACCCCUGACGCGCGUGAUCCACAACAAUAUGACGAGGAGCGACUCCGUUUCGCCGACGCUGAGACGGCACGCUAUCACGCCUUCAAGACAGAGCCUUAUCGUUCUCUCCCAUCACCUGUCGAUAAACGUCCGCAACCACAGUACACGAGGGCGCCGCAGCGUCCUCCGUACGGUCGCGGUUUAGCAUUACGUUACAGUACACCGCAUCACGUAAUAGUUCCACAAGACGGUGAGCCAGAGGAGCACGCGCAUGAGACUUUUCUGACACAUAAGGAUAAACCGGAACAGUUGCAAGUGUAUGCUGCCACUAGCGAUGCGAGUGUGUCCGGAGCGGACGGGAGGCAGUACGCUGCCGUACUCAGUGACCAAGCGGUCGCGUCCACCGCGCUCGAGAUGAUCCAGACGACGGCGCUCAGUAAUCAACAGGCGGUCGGUGUCGCAUAUCAGCAAGUGAAAUAUGAAACACGCGGUGAGGGCGAGCCCCGGCCCAGUACGUACGCGAGCCUGCAACCUGUGACGUCCGUGCACGGAGGGUAUACGUACGCAGGACAGAGUCCGCAGUACGCUAGUGCGAGCUACGGAGCAUACGCUGGCGGUAGUAAAGAACUGCUGACGUUAUACGGAGGUGGACGCGGUGACGACUCCCCGCCUAGCCAACUCAUGUACCGCAGUGACCCCACCCUCUCGUCUUCGCUGACACCGCGCGGAGGACACGUUGUUUACGGUUCCGUCGUACCACAAUCUCAGGCUGUAUACGAAGCCCCACCGAGUCCGAACUCGCAGCAAGUUACGCUAUAUACCCACGGCAAUACGGUUCAGUAUAAAGUGGGUGGUGAACAUUAUCUAGGCCAAGGAAGCGGAGUCGAAUACGUGCCAGUUCCUGGAUACGAAGGAGGACUGUUGGUAGAAGGUUACACGACCCAAACGCAACCAUGGCCGACACAUAAUUUACUACCUAUCGAUGAAGGAUUUGAUCCUGCGAUGGCCGGUAUGGCCGAAGUGAAAGAAUGCGUCAACUGCGCAGCCGCAACGACCCCACUGUGGCGCCGCGACGGUACGGGCCACUACUUGUGCAACGCGUGCGGCCUCUACACGCGCAUCAACGGCGUCAACCGGCCGCCGCUCAAGGGGCAGAAAGCCAAACCUCCACAAGCUCUGCCGACGAACGGGAACCGGCGCGUGGGCGUGACCUGCGCCAACUGCCGCACCUCCAACACCACGCUCUGGCGGCGGAACAACAACGGCGAGCCCGUCUGUAACGCGUGUGGCCUCUACUACAAGCUGCACAACGUGAACCGGCCGCUGAGCAUGAAGAAGGACGGCAUUCAGACGAGGAAGCGCAAGCCGAAGAGCAUGGGCGGCGGUCACGCGGGCGUGGCGCGGGCCGGCGGCGGCGGCCUCCCCGGUACGUGGCGCUAACUGGCCUCAUCGCACUGCUGCCUGCGAGCAGAUCGUAACUGUGUCUGUGCUCCGCAGUGGAGGCACACUCGCACAAGGUACUGCCUCCGCUGUACGCGGCGGUGGAGGCGGGCGCGGGCGCGGGAGCGGGGGCGGGGGCGGGCUUGGACGCGGGAAGCCCUCUGCUGCUGCUGCCCGCCGCACGCCACCAUCCCGACGCGUGAGUACCGGGAGCCGGACGGAAACCGCUCUUUGGGACUUGACUCUUCGCCUCUACGCCUCUAACGCCUGUUUCUAUACUGUGGACUCACUUCUUCCUUCAGCACAGCAUUUAUCUUUACAUUUCCAGACAGAUAUGGGACUAAAGUGUGAAUAACUCUAAAAUAUUUUGUAACGACUCGGUGUGACGGCUUCUAGUGCGACGUGUUUGCAUACGCCUUACGUUAUCUCAAGGUUUGCGCUCCGCUUACAGCACGCGGUUGUUGUUUCAUUUUCAGCUAAUUUUACAAUGUGUGCUUACCUACAUACCUACGAGGAUCGUAUAUAUAUGUAAUCGAAACUUCAACAACGGCGGGCGUUGACGUGGCGUGUUUUUGCAGGAUAUCAGCAUUAGAUCGCAUCGCUGCGCCCACGCAGUACCGGCCGCCGCCGCCGUAACAGACACGCGAUCUCUGUACAUAGCCCGGGCGCUACUUGCGCAUCCUCCUGUGUAAAUAUUACUUAUUGAGGCACGCAUGACGAUCGAAUGGGACGAUUACUAUAUAAGUAAACUUUUUAAUACUGUAGAAUCCAGUAGGUAACUGUUAAUAUUGUAUGGUCGGGUGAAUUCUGUGUCGGGUAUUGUAAAUAUGUACAAGUGGUGACGUGUGUGACUGUUGCGUGAUAUUGUAGCCGAUGUGUGUUACGUCGACUGCACAAACACUAUUAAUUAUGACGAAUUUACUAUGUUUUAAUGUUAAAAUAUUUAUAUGUGGUUAAGAUAAUCGAGUGGUGUGCGCUAGUUAUUACCAGACUAUUUAUAUUUGUAUAGAAUUAAAUCAUGUUGUCAUUAAACGAAAGUUCUUGUUACCUUGGUGCCUCAUUUCUCCCCGUCGUUCCAACUUAUUUAUAGUUGUUUAAUUAACAAACAAAAGACAAACAU